This is a messenger RNA of Lasiodiplodia theobromae, 1680 nucleotides long. RefSeq names its product Cellobiose dehydrogenase. The record is from RefSeq and is a predicted model, not a curated record. The coding region runs from base 1 to 1680 and encodes 559 amino acids. Lineage: Eukaryota; Fungi; Ascomycota; Dothideomycetes; Botryosphaeriales; Botryosphaeriaceae. Gene Ontology annotation, molecular function: oxidoreductase activity, acting on CH-OH group of donors; flavin adenine dinucleotide binding. The transcript is spliced from 2 exons.
AUGAGGUCAUCUACCCCGGCCGUUGUUCUCGGCUUCCUGUCCUCCCUCUCCUUCGCCGCCCCUCUGCUCGACGUCUCACUCAAUGCCGCCGACUGGACCAAGCAGGAGUGGGAUGCCAUCGUUGUGGGUGCCGGACCCGCCGGUAUCAUUGUGGCCGACAGGCUCAGCGAGGCCGGCAAGAAGACGCUCCUCCUGGAAGACGGAGGCAAGUCCUACGGCAUCGUUGGCGGCACCGACCGGCCUGAGUGGUUGAGCGGCACUAACCUCAGCCGUGUCGAUGUUCCUGGUCUCUACAAGAGCAUCUUUGCCGACGGAGGCAACCUGACCUGCGGCAGCCGCGUCAACGCCUACGGAGGCUGCACCAUUGGCGGCUCGUCCGCCAUUAACGCCGGUCUCUACUUCCAGCCCCCGGCAUCCGAUUGGGACGACUUCCACCCGGAGGGCUGGAAGAGCGCCGACGUGCAGGCCGCCACGCAGCGCCUGUACAAGCGCCAGGCGUCAGUCGAGCAGUACUCGAUGGACGGCAAGUACUACCUGCAGUCGGGCUACGAGGCUGCCCGCAAGUGGAUCGUCGACAGCGUCGGUUACUCGGAUGUUGUCAUCAACGACGCCGCGGACCAGAAGUUCCAGGUUUUUGGCAGGCCUUCUUACGACUACGCCAAUGGCCAGCGCGGCGGCCCGACCACUACUUACCUGCAGACUGCGCUCAGCCGUGACAACUUCCAGCUGCAGACUGGCGUGCGCGUGCAGCGCGUCGCCCGCACCGGCGCCAAGGCAACCGGCGUUGUCGCCACCGUCGAUGGCAGCGAAGUCACCAUUCCGCUUUCUGACUGCGGCCGCGUUGUGCUCAGUGGUGGUGCUGUGCAGUCGCCGCAGCUGCUCAUGUACUCGGGUAUUGGUGAUGAGGAGACCCUGACGCGCCUGGCGGCCGGGGGCAUCCUCAAGGAGGGUCCUGAGGCCUGGAUCAACAACACAGCUGUCGGAGCACGUCUAUUUGACAACCCUAAUACUUUUAUUGAAAUCCAAGGGCCUGCGCUGUCUUCUUACACUCACAGUUAUGCCUCGCCUCCAGUUUCGGACGAGCAGCUGUACCUGGAGCACCGCUCGGGCCCCUACUCCUUCGCCUCCCAAACCAGCGUUUUCUGGACCUACAUCAACCACACGGAUGGCAGCAUUCCCACUGGCGUGCAGGGAACCAUCGACAGUGCCGGCUACAGCGACUGGAACGGCAACAAGACCAUCACCCUCAACGUUUACGGAACCUCAGGCCUCCUCUCUGAGGGCCGCGUCGUGCUCGAUGACAAGUUCAUUGCAGGCCCUAGCGAUGACGUCUACUACAGCGACAAGAACAACCGCGACGCUGAUGACAUCGCCCAGUUCAUCCACGACAUCUUCGCCAAGCUGCCCGCCGACCUGGAGCCCAUGAACAUCAAGCGCAACGCCACCAAGGAAGAAAUCCGCACCUACAUCACCACGCCUUCGGCUUACGCGAGGGGAAUGGUCAACCACUGGAGCAGCAGCUGCAGGAUUGGCGAGUGUGUUGAUGAGAAUGCCAUGGUGAAGGGCACCGAGAACAUUCACGUUGUGGAUGGUAGCAUUGUUGCCCCUCUGACUGUCAACCCGCAGUUCGGUAUUAUGGUCGCCGCGGAGAGGGCUAGUGAGUUGAUUAAUGCUUUGUAA